AUGCCGAUUCGACCCCAUUAUGCCCUAUUAUGCCCAAUAUGCCCAUUAUGUCCCACUAUGCCCCAUUAUGGCCCAAUAUGCCCUAUUAUGCCCAAUAUGCCCAUUAUGUCCCAUUAUGCCCCAUUAUGGCCCAAUAUGCCCAUUAUGUCCCACUAUGCCCCAUUAUGGCCCAAUAUGCCCUAUUAUGCCCUAUAUGAGAACUAUAGCUGCUCAGACUGUUCAGUUUGUCCAAUCAACAAAUUCAAUUUCCCGGAAAUCAAUUGGUACGGAGAACAUAUCGAAUUUCCCGGUAAACACUAG
This is a messenger RNA of Adineta ricciae, 300 nucleotides long. NCBI's taxonomy places the organism in Eukaryota, Metazoa, Rotifera, Eurotatoria, Adinetida, Adinetidae. The record is from the annotation of a GenBank genome assembly.